AUGGAAAUAAAACGCUAUUUGGAGUGUAUGUACACCUCGAAAGUCCUCAAAGUCAACACUCUCCUCAAGGUCCCCGAGCGCAGGCGCUGCCUCCACGACAAACGCCUGGGCUACCGGCGGGCGAGCAGCAUGUACAAGAAGGCGGUGGUGACUUUGGAGCAGCAGCAGCCAGCAGCAGCAAAGAUGUUGAGUUCUUCUCGCAAGCUUUCUCAAAACCCUAAUUUAGCGAAAAAGAAUAUUUCUUACGGAAGGAGAAACCCUGAAGAGCCGCGCAGGCUUCCCGAAAACCCUCACGCCUGGACCCUCCCCGUCCCCGGCCUCCUCGCAGGCGAGGACUUGCGGCUGCACCCCACCCACCGCGAAAACCCUCAAACCUCCCUCGAGGCUCCAGACCUCCGGCUGCCUUUCCGCCAUUCUGGGGUUUACGGCGGGACCUUCAAACCCCAGGAGCUGCAGCACCAGCCCCACAAACCCCUGGACUUGCGGCCCUGGCGGAACCGUCUCUCGCGCCCACAGCCCCCCAAUGCAAACUAG
Molecule: messenger RNA, 534 nt
Organism: Eimeria tenella
Lineage: Eukaryota; Apicomplexa; Conoidasida; Eucoccidiorida; Eimeriidae
Product: ribosomal protein L23, putative
Exons: 4
Coding region: 1-534 (177 amino acids)
Biological process (GO): translation
Cellular component (GO): ribosome
Molecular function (GO): structural constituent of ribosome
Source: RefSeq, a predicted model, not a curated record